Messenger RNA from Sardina pilchardus (European sardine), 7343 nucleotides. It is a transcript of the gene pkd1l2b, whose product is annotated as polycystic kidney disease 1 like 2b. The transcript has 41 exons. The record is from RefSeq and is a predicted model, not a curated record. The annotation marks the transcript as partial. Gene Ontology annotation, molecular function: protein binding; carbohydrate binding; calcium channel activity. Gene Ontology annotation, biological process: detection of mechanical stimulus. Gene Ontology annotation, cellular component: membrane. Lineage: Eukaryota; Metazoa; Chordata; Actinopteri; Clupeiformes; Clupeidae.
CAGAGCAUAUGCUUUCUCUUCCUUGCCAUAUCGUAUAAUAUUCACAAGGUUGUUGUCUGUGAAAUCAGGGAUGGCAUUGCUGAAAGUGGCAAGGCUGCCCGCACCAGUUCACAGGUAGUGGCCGAGAUGGACAGAGGUGUCUUUGCAGAGGUGGUUCUGCUAGUGAUUUUACACAUAGCCGUAACGUGUGGUCAAGACCCCGCGGAGGCCCUGGGCUGUCCAGAGCACCAGGAGCCUUUUGACGGCUCCUGCUAUGAGUUUGUGGCACAGCAGCGCACCUUCCAGAAUGCCCAGCGCUGGUGUGAACGAGGCGGAGGCCGUCUGGCAUUUAUCAUGAACGACGAGACCCAGCAGUUCCUCCAGCAGCACCUCCAGCCCCAGCAAGACUGGUGGAUAGGGCUGGCCCCGGCGUCCAGCAACCUCACCCUGGACUCAGCCGCAGCAGAGGGAACACUCUCCUGGCUCGAUGGCUCCGAUGUUAGUUACUCUAACUGGGCGAGUGAGCCUUCAAUAGGGGCCAGGUGUGGUUACAUCCUCCAGGGCUCUGGCUUUCAAUGGGAGGCCUCAGACAACUGCACCCAAGAGAUGCACUUUGCCUGUGAAUUUGAGACUGGAAAAUCUAUGGCUUGUGCAAACUACAAUGUGACACUGCAGUGCGGCUCUGGGCAGGUGAUAGAGGUGGACGACAGCUUCUUUGGAAGGAAGACGAUACACUACUGCCAGGGGUUCCCCUCUCCCUCCGUCACAUCCUCACAAGAAGAGUGCAGCUGGGUGGAUGUAGUGCAUUUAGUAGAAGGGCAGUGUCAUGGGCUGCAGGCCUGCCAAGCUCUGGCAGAUGCAUCAUCCUUUGGAGAACCAUGCCCCGGUCUCGGAAGCUACUUGUCCGUGGAAUAUCAUUGUAAAGAUGGUCUUCACCUGCUCAUGGGCAAGUUGGCUACUGUGUUUGACAACGUCACAAUCCAGGUGAAGUGGCUUUUGCACCCAUUCCAGGGUAACCUGACAUGCACACUCAGUGCAGGGGAUGGCCACAUCAUUGACCCCUACACUCCUGACGAGUGAGCCAGUGUGGUGCAUCAGUACAACAGUCCAGGGGUCUUCACUGUCGGGGUGGAGUGCACCACCAGUGAGUGGCAUGUCACUGCGCAGAAGACCAUCACCAUCCAGGAGCCACUUGGGGAAUAUGGAGUGGUCAGGUGCUACAUCAUGGGCCAGCUAAUGAACAGCACAAACUGCAAAGCCCUCGCUAACAACCCUCUUACAAUCCAGGUCAACCUGGUAGCAGGAAGCAAUGUCACCUACAAAGUUCAGAACAACGGCACAUUAUUGGCCUUGUCGUCCGCUGCUGUGGGCGUAUUCCCUCACAACAUCAGCCUGGGCUCAGAGGAGGUGCAGAGCCUGGGUCCAGGCUGUCAUCAGCUGACUCUGCUGGCCUCUAACAAUGUCACAGCCACUGACCUCUCCACUGAGCUGGAGGUGUGUGUGCUGGAGCCGGUGCAGGGGCUGCAGGCGUCGGUGUCCACACAGGCCGGGCCGUGUCCUGAGGCGUACCUCCACGUCGCCGUCUCUCUGGACCACGGAGCCCCCGCGCGGCUGCUCCUCCAGAUAUCCGACAGUGACAAUAACACCGUCCAGGAGACGAGAGAAGUGGACAGUGGCAGUCUUCAGGUUUUCAACAUCUCAACAACCAUCCAAGGCAUGGCACAAGUGAAGGUCAAAGCAUGGAACACAUUCUCAGCCACAGAUCAGGAUGCAGGAAAUACAACAGUGGCUGACCUCAGCUCCUGCUACAGCAACGGGGAAAAGCGAUUCCGACAGGUAGCACAGUCAGUCAGCUCAUGGGCCGUCCCAGCGGCCACCCUGCAGGGUGCACAGCAGCUCAUCACAGUCAUUGUUUAUGCCUACCUCAACUGCGACCGCACCCUCAACGGUAACCACACCCUCAAGUGUGACCACACCCUCAGAUGUGACCACACCCUCACUCGUGACCACUCCCUCAUAUGUGACCACACCCUCACUCGUGACCACUCCCUCAGAUGUGACCACACCCUCACACGUGACCACACCCUCACAUCCUCUCGUGAGACAAGUGCAGGUCCACCCAGUGUCCUCUCGUGCUGGACAAACCCUACUGCUGGAGAUGUUCUUUCUCCAUUUACCUUCACUUGCAAUGUAACCCAGUCCUUCUGUAGCACUGCACCCUGCACCUACUGCCUCAACACUGCCAGUGGCAAUUACCUUUAUUGUGGUAAUAACCCCAGUGAGAGGUCACUCUUCCUGCCACUAGGAAACAGAAGUAUUGACUACACCCUAACUGUGGUUGCAACUUUGCAGAACUCAGCUGGACAAACCUUAAACACCACCAUUCUCAUCAAGGUGAGGGACUCUGUUUCUGAGUCCACUGUGCAGGAUCUCCAGGACCUGGUGUCAAAUCAGGUGGCAGAGUUACAGAGCCAAGGCCAGCUCACAGGGGCAGCCUUAGCUCAGAUGUACCAAACUGUGUCCAGUGCUUUGAAUGGAGGCGUCAAUGACGAGGACAAGAUUGCAAGAAAAGAGCUCCGAGAGCAGAUGGUCACCAAUAUGUCUGUAGCAAUAGAGAGCGCCCCCAUGGGGAGCACAGAGGAGGUGCAGGCAGUCGCCAGUGCUGUGGCCGAACUAACCAAGCAGGAAGAUGAGCUGACCACAGACACACAGAUCCAGGCAAGCAGCGUUUUGUCAAAGCUCAGCGAGUCCCUCAACUCACUUCCACUCCCUGAAAGCAAUGUAAAUGAGAAGAUGUUGGAAGCAUCCACGCCUCUCAUUGAAGCUGCUAGUAACAUCAUUUUGGUCUCAGCAGCGACAGACAAACAGAGUGAGAUCGCUGAGCACUUGCUCAAUGCUGUAGACAAGGUCCAGAGUGCCCUUCUGGUAGGGAAAAAGACAUCCCAUGGGCCCACAGUCAUAACAACUCCUCAGAUCAGUUUAUAUGUCAACAGAAUGUCUCCAAAGAACCUUGCGAUACAGCCAUUCACAAUUCAGAACUCCAGCUCUGCCAGCUUCGCUCUCCCACCGUUAGAUCUCUCUGCUGUGUCAUCAACGCCUGUGGAUGUCCGGAUGAUGACCUUUGAGACAAAUCCAUUUGCCUGGAAUACAGCGCAGUCCAUCAAUGGCACAGUGGGGGCUCUGUCUCUCACCCAACAGAAUGGCUCCGCCAUCCCUGUUGCUAACCUGACAAAUGAGAUUGAGAUUUUUUUGCCAAGGCAAUUGGGUGCUGAAGUGAACCACACUUUUCUGGACCUGGGAAACUUCAGCACCAUCAUGAUCAAUGUGACGUCACCUAAUGUGUCCCUGGUGCUCAAGCUGGACCCCUCAGAGGACAUCUCCUUACAUUUGCUUAUAGGGUUCCAGGAGUACCCCAACGACACACACUACGAGGCACAAACCUACCUCCCGCAGGACGGAGACACACAAGAGGAGAGAUACACAUGGGUGUUGAGCCCCAGGGAUAUGACCAUAGAUGAAGGUGUAUACUACCUACUAGUGAGGCCUGUGGUUGGGGCAGGAGUCAACUCUACAAACGCCACAGUCUCCAUUACGUCCAUUGCUGCUCAGUGCGUGUACUGGGAUGAACUAAAGCUAAACUGGAGUGACUAUGGAUGCAGGGUGGGUCCCCUGACUACACCCCUGACCACGCAGUGCUUGUGCAACCACCUGACGUUCUUCGGGAGCUCCUUCUUCGUCAUGCCCAACGUGGUGGACGUGAGCCAGAUAGCUCAGCUUUUUGGCACUUUUGUGAACAAUCCGGUGGUGGUGUGCUUUAUUGGUGCCAUUUUCUUGGCCUACCUCAUGGUGGUGAUAUGGGCACGACGGAAGGACAUUCAGGACACAGCAAAGGUUAAGAUUACUGUGCUGGAUGACAACGACCCCCUGGCAGAGUACAGAUACUUGCUCAACAUCAGCACUGGGCACCGACGUGGAGCCUCUACUUCCUCACAGGUGACAGUGACUCUGCUUGGCACUGAGGGCGAGAGUGAACCACACCAUCUGACUGACCCAGACAAGCCAGUGUUUGAGAGAGGCGGGGCAGACAUGUUUAUACUGACCACGCCGUUCUCAUUGGGCGAGCUGCAGAGUAUCAGGCUCUGGCAUGACAACUCAGGGAAUCAACCUGGCUGGUACAUUAACAAAGUGAUGGUGCAGGACAUUGAGACGGGUCAGAAGUGGCACUUCCUCUGCAGCUCGUGGCUCGCCAUAGAUGUGGGGGAGUGUGUCCUGGAUAAAGUGUUCCCUGUAGCCACAGACAUGGACUUAAAGAGAUUUAGCAAUCUGUUCUACAUGAAGACGGUGAAAGAUUUCCGUGAUGGCCACAUCUGGUUCUCUGUGGUCAGCCGCCCGCCGAACAGCAACUUCACGUGUGUGCAGCGCGUCUCCUGCUGUUUCUCCCUGCUGCUGUGCACCAUGCUGACCAGCAUCAUGUUCUAUGGCGUGCCCACAGAUCCUGCUGAGCAGACCAUGGACUUGGGUCACAUUGAGUUCACCUGGCAGCAAGUGAUGAUUGGCAUCCAGAGCUCCAUCAUCAUGUUUCCCAUCAACCUCCUCAUCGUCAGCAUCUUCAGAAACACACGCCCGCGGGAGAGGAAGUCCAAGAGGCCUGUAAAGGACAAGAGCAAGGCGGACACCUGCAAACAGGCCAAGAGUGGCCGUGUGUCACCAACCCAGCCACCCUCCCCUGAGAGUCAGCACAGGGACAUAACACCAGAAGCCGUAACCAAGGACAUUAAAAGAAUAGCACAGUCACUCUCCAAAGUGAUGAAGAACCCUCUUCCCAGAAUAGAUGUGACAUCUGGCAAAAACCCUGACAUCAACAUGCUUCUUUCACUCGUGGAGGACAUCAUCCGGCAGCAAAACCGUGCAGGGGACAUGUUUUACACAGACAACUCCAAGUUCACGGUCACUUUGGAAGAGAACUCUUCCUCUGAGAGCCCAAAGAAAACAACCAGUGACGCCCAGAAGGGCAGCCUGUACAGCCAGUACCUCUACCGGCAGCUCCAGCAUGUGGAGAAAGAGCUGGGCCUGCUGGGGCCCACACGCUUCUCCAACCCCGACAGCUACAGCCAGGCCGUGCGGCAGGUCCGGGGCAUGAAAGGCCUCCUAGAGCCCCACCUGUCCUCCACCUCCAGCGGAGACCACCGCAGCCCCAGCCCCGAGGACAGCACUGAGGGAGGGGGCAGUAGCGGUGGCAAGGGCUGCUGUCAGGGAGGCCUGCCCUGGUGGUUCGUGUUCCUGGGCUGGCUUCUAGUGGCGGCAACGAGCGGCGUGUCGGCGUUCUUCACCAUGCUGUACGGGCUGAAGUACGGCAAAGAGCGCUCCGUCAACUGGCUCAUCUCCAUGGUGGUGUCGUUCUUUGAAAGCCUUUUUAUCACUCAGCCUUUGAAAGUGCUUGGGUUUGCGGUUUUCUUUGCCCUAGUGCUGAAGAAAGUUGACCAGGAGGAAUAUGGUGAUGUUCCUAUUGAGGAAUCAGCGUCGAAUACAGGUGAUCCUGAUGGCGUACGUAUUGCACGGAGAGACAGCACAUGCAGUUUCUACCAGCCACCACCACCCUCAGACAUUGAGAAGAUGAGAAUGAACAUGAUCAAGGAACAAAAAGUGUUUGCCCUCAUCAGAGAGAUUCUCAUAUACAUGGGGUUUAUGUGGAUGUUACUCUUGGUUGCCUACGGUCAAAGGGAUCCAAAUGCAUUCUAUCUGACCCAGCACAUUCAGCAAAGCUUCAGCAGUGGGAUCACAGACUCAAUGAGCCACAAGGAGGUGUUUACGUGGGCCAAUACGUCGCUUCUGAACAAUAUUUUUGGACAAUAUCCAGGCUUCAUAACGGAUGGGAAUUCCAAACUUAUUGGCAAUGCCCGCCUUCGCCAGGUGAGGGUGCAGAAAAACUCCUGUCGCAUUGCCCGCUCCAUGGAGCGCUCGGUCACAGACUGCCAUGCUCCGUACUCUUGGGAGAUAGAGGACAGAGGCUGCUUUGGGCCAGGCUGGAAUCGCUCCAGGGAUACAAACACCUCCCAGGCUGCUGCCCCCAGCCCCUGGCAAUACCUGAGCCAGUCCCGACUCAGAGCACAUCCCAUGUGGGGCAGCAUGGCCCUGUACAGAGGAGGAGGCUUUGUGGUGGAGCUGGGCCCUGACCUGACCAAUGCUACAAGUGCGCUUCAGUACUUGUUUGACAACAGAUGGCUGGAUGUUUACACUCGUGCUAUCUUUGUGGAGUUCACCGUGUACAAUGCCAACGUCAACCUCUUCUGCAUUGUUACACUAAUGCUAGAAUCAACAGCUGUGGGUGCAUUCCAGUAUCGUAGUGAGAUACAGACUGUCCGUCUCUAUCAGUCUACGGGUGGUUUACACAUUUUCGUCAUGGCCUCUGAGGUCAUCUACUUUCUUUUCAUUCUCUACUACAUGUAUGUCCAGGGCAAGCUAAUGAGGCAGCAGAAGUGGACUUACUUUAAGACCAAGUGGAACCUUCUUGAGCUGGCCAUCAUCAUCCUCAGCUGGAGUGCGCUGAGUGUGUUUAUCAAAAGAACAUUGCUGGGCAACAGGGACCUGGAAUUCUAUCAAAGCAACAAGGACCAGUACGUCAGUUUCCAUGAGACUGCCACAGCAGACGCCGUGCUGGGCUACUUGAUCGCGUUCCUGGUUCUCUUGUCCACCAUCAAGCUGUGGCACCUCCUGCGGCUCAACCCUAAACUGCACCUCAUCACCUCCACCCUGCAGAGGGCCUGGACAGACAUCUCAGGCUUCCUGCUGGUCAUGACCAUCAUGUUUCUGGCCUACUCUAUUGCUUGCAACCUAAUGUAUGGCUGGAAGCUAUCGUCAUACCGGACUCUCAUUAAUGCAGCACAGACUGUGGUCAGCCUACAGCUUGGUAUCUUCAAUUAUGAAGAGGUGUUGGAUUAUAACCCAGUUCUUGGUGCAUUCCUAAUCGGCUCUUGCAUCAUCUUCAUGACCUUUGUGGUGUUGAACCUCUUUAUUUCUGUGAUCCUGGUGGCAUUUAGUGAAGAACAACUUCACCAUAAGCCAUCUGAAGAGGAGGAGAUAGUCGACCUGAUGCUGAUGAAAAUCUGUAGUCUGUUUGGGAUCAAAAUUAAGAAGAAAGGAGAAGCGAGUGACUCCUCCUCUGCCACUAACAAUCCAGCACCCUCUGUCAUAUCGUAAGACUAUUGGCUGUCCAAGAAAAAUAAGCACUCUGAUGUUAAAUAGAAUGCCUGUGUUUUGAGUAGUGGUGUAAAACAUGAAGCAAAAUCCAUAGUCGCUGCUUUUGCUUCUUGUUGAAAUAUGUUGCUGCCUCAAAAUCUAAAUAUAUAUGGUAUGUUAAAGGACCA